Molecule: messenger RNA, 2532 nt
Organism: Amaranthus tricolor (Joseph's coat)
Lineage: Eukaryota; Viridiplantae; Streptophyta; Magnoliopsida; Caryophyllales; Amaranthaceae
Product: probable disease resistance protein At4g27220
Exons: 3
Coding region: 309-2333 (674 amino acids)
Molecular function (GO): ADP binding
Source: RefSeq, a predicted model, not a curated record
UGGAGUACUUCUAUUUUUUAGUAACUUGGCACAAAAUUCCCAUUUCUUACUUUUUAUAUUUUCAAAUAAAAAAAAUUAAUUGUAAUCCAGAGUUUCUCAGAGCACAUUCCCCACCAUUUCUACAGCUUCCAGAAGUAAUCUGUCUUUCUUUCCUUCUUCUGUUCACCAAUCACCAGCAGCAAGCAGCAACACAAUAAGUUGUUGUAAUUGUAACAGAAAUCAACUCGAUGAUGGAGCUUUAAUAUAUGUUAUAAAAGUGCGGAUGCAGACAGAAGCCCGUACUAAAUAUUUUACGGGAUAACAAUAGUAUGGACUCUCUUGUAUCGAUCAUAACGGAAGUGGGGGGAUGGUUUGUGGAACCAGUCAAGAAUCGAGCAAAACUCAUAACCGAUCACAAAACUUUCGUAGACGAUUUGAGGGAUGAACAUACGGUAUUAUCGGGUAUGAUCACGAGAGUCCAAAAUAAAGUCAAGCAAGCUAAAAACAAUGGUGAAAGCAUAAUCGACGAUGUGAACAAAUGGUUUCAAGAGGCUCAAGUCAUUAAUGAUGAUGUAGCUUCUUGGCUUACUGAUGUAGGUGGCCUAAAACCGAAAUGUGGACCUUUUCCUAAAUGCUACGAUCUUUACAAGCGAAGUAAGAAAGCCGUAAGGGAGAAAAAAAAGGUUACUUCGCUUGUUCAGCGUGGAAACAAUAUUCAAGAAGUGUCAUACCCAAGCUCCCCUAAAGGAAUAGAACUCGUAUCACACGAGGGAUUCACUGCGUUUGAUUCUACUACCAUGUCUUUUAAUGAGACCCUAUCGGCCUUAGGAAAGAGUAGCACGAAAACUAUAGGCGUGUUUGGAAUGGGAGGUAUCGGCAAGACAACUUUGGUGACGGAAGUUGGUAAAGUGGCUAAAGCGCGCAAAAUGUUUGAUCAGGUGGUGUUUGCGGUGGUGUCUCAGACACUCGACAUACGAAAGAUUCAAGGUCAAUUAGGUGAUAUGUUAGGAUUAACUUUCUCUAGAGAGACUGAAAUCGGAAGGGCGGGCCAACUUAAGGAUAGACUUAAGUUUGAGAAUACCGUCUUGGUUAUCCUAGACGAUGUUUGGAAUACAAUCGAUUUGGGUGAUAUUGGGAUUCCGAUUGGUAAUGAUCACAAGGGGUGCAAGGUUCUCAUAACUACUCGUCGUGAGCAUGUUUGCACAUCGAUGCGUUGCCAAGAAAUCGUCUCAUUAAGUCUCUUAGAUGAAACGGAAGCAUGGGAACUUUUUAAAAUUAAUGCAGGAGGUGUGCUGAACGAACCGUCGGUUGAGCUUAAACAGAUAGCUAAGCAAGUUAUUGGAGAAUGUCAAAGGUUGCCAUUAGCCUUAGUUGUAGUGGCAAGUGCUCUGAGCGGAAAAUCGCUAGACGAAUGGAAAACCGCUGCUGAAAACCUUCAAAAGUCGAAGCUUACAGACAUCGAAACAGUUGAUCGAAACGUGUAUGCAUGUUUCAGGUUAAGUUAUGAUUAUCUAAAAGCAGAGGCUACAAAGAAGUGUUUUUUAUUGUGUUCUUUGUUUCCUGAAGAUCACGAGAUUGAUAUCGAAGAAUUGACUAAAUAUGCAAUGGGAUUUGGUCUGUUCCAAGAUGUCGACUCGUUCAGAUCAGUCAAAUCACACGUGCAGAACACGAUCAAAGAUCUGAAAGCAUCAUCGUUGCUGUUAAAAACAGAUAACAUGGCGAACCAUGUGAAAAUGCACGACAUGGUUCGUGAUGCUGCCCUUUGGAUCACGAAUUCUGAAGGCGAGAAGCCCUUCAUUGUACCGACUCCAUUGGAGAAUAAUUGGGUACGAAACAAUAAACUUGGCGAAGCCAUGGCUAUUUCUUUGCUAGCAUUCCCUAUGAACGAUCGAUUCCCUACACGACUUCAAUGUCCUAGUUUGAAACUAUUGUUGCUUGCACAACGUGCACCCUUACGAUUAAACGAUAUAUUUUUUGAUGGGUUGAAAGCAUUACAAGUUCUAGAUUUGACUGCAGCUAAGAAUCGUCUUGAGAUGGUUUUACCGUCGUCAUUGAAGUCGCUUCAAAAUCUCCGAACUUUGCUGCUUAGACGAUGGAAACUAAAAGGCGAUAUAUCCAUGAUUGGGAGUCUAAGGAGCCUAGAAAUCCUUAGUUUUUCGGGAAGUCUUAUUUUCGAGUUGCCUAUGGAAUUAGCUGAGUUAUCUGAGCUAAGACACUUGGAUUUAUCCGGGUGUAAAGAGCUAGCAGGCUCGUAUACUGAAGUACAAAGCCGGUUGUUCAAGUUAGAGGUUGUGUAUGCACCAAACCAACCGAUGCUAGCAUUUCCUGACGAUGAUGACGAAGAUGAAGAAUGAUUUUGUGUAUAUGUGAAUUGUAUUUGUCACUUGGAGGAUCAAGAGACAAGAGGAAUGAUCCCUCCAUUUUUGGACAAUGAAAAGUAUGUUUUGGUUUUGUCACAAAUUAAGAUAUGGUCAGCUGAUUUUUGGUUGUAAUUUGUAUUGAUUCUUUGAAAGUGUUUGGUGUAAAAUAAAAGAAUUAGCUCAUUUUUUAAAA